AGAACCCAACCGGAUGUUGCUCACAGAUAUCGUGCGUGUGCUUGGCUGAGGCUCGGCGGUGUGGCGGUCUGUCACUCAGAAAGUUCCAGAAGAAAUACAGCCGUGGACGCGGAGACGACGAGCGGGAGCUCCACGGUUAGUUUGCGGAGGGGAAACGUCCCAACAUGUCGGUUAUUUCCGAGGACAAUGUGCGAGGGGAGGGCACCGAGAACCUCUUUAAGGAGAUAAGCGCCGACGGCGCGGACUGGCAGCCCACGGAGAUCGAGAGUCUGUGUAUGAACUGCUAUAAAAACGGUAUGACACGUCUGCUUUUGACCAAAAUCCCGUUCUUCAAAGAGGUCAUCAUCAGCUCUUUCAGCUGCGCUCACUGCGACUGGUCCAACACGGAGAUCCAGUCCGCGGGCCGGAUCCAGGACCAAGGCGUGUGUUACACACUCAAAGUGAAAACAAAGCAGGACUUGGACCGGGAGGUGGUGAAAUCGGACAGUGCGACCACCAGAAUCCCCGAGCUGGACUUUGAAAUCCCUCCUUUUACCCAGAAAGGGGCGCUUUCUACCAUCGAGGGCCUGUUGGACCGAGCGGUUUCGGGGUUGGAGCAGGACCAGACUGUCAGACGUGUAGCGGACCCGGAGGUGGCUGGGAAAAUAGACGAGUUCAUCCAGAAGCUGAGGCAGUUAAAAGAAGUGGAAAGCGAAUUCACCCUGGUGAUAGAGGAUCCGUCCGGCAACAGUUUUGUGGAAAACCCGAAGGCCCCUCAGAAAGAUGAUGCUCUGACUGUGUCCCGGUUCAAGCGGACCAUGCAGCAGGAUAUGCAGCUGGGGCUGCGGGCGGAUGGGGACUUGGAAGAAGCAGCAGAAGAAGAAGAGGAGGACCCGGCGGCCAACGACAUAGACGCCAUGAGAGACGAGGUUUUGGCCUUCAACACCAACUGCCCUGAAUGCAACGCGCCGGCCGCGACCAACAUGAAGCUGGUCCAGAUCCCCCACUUCAAGGAGGUCAUCAUCAUGGCGACCAACUGCGACAGCUGCGGCCACCGCACCAACGAGGUGAAAUCGGGCGGGGGGACAGAGGAGAUGGGGACCAAGAUCACCCUGCACCUCACCGACGUGUCGGACAUGACCCGGGACGUGCUGAAGUCGGAGACGUGCUCCGUCGCCAUCCCCGAGCUGGAGUUUGAGCUGGGGAUGGCAGCCGUGGGCGGCAAGUUCACCACCCUGGAGGGGCUCCUGAAAGACAUCAAAGACCUGAUCAUCUCCAAGAACCCCUUCAUGUGCGGGGACAGCUGCACCGCCGAUCGGCAGCAGAAGCUGAACGCGUUCGGGGACAAGAUAGACAAGAUCAUGGCCGGAGAGAUGGACGUCCACGUCGUCCUGGACGACCCAGCGGGGAACAGCUAUGUGCAGAACGUGUACGCCCCGGAUCCAGAUCCCGAGAUCACCAUCGAGAAGUACACCCGCACGUUUGAGCAGAACGAAGACCUCGGCCUGAAUGACAUGAAGACUGAGGGGUACCAAGAGGACAAAUGAAGUCCCAGCACCACCUGAAAGGACUAAAUGGACUAAAUGUCUUGUCAAAAAAGCCAGAGCGAUCAUAUUGCUCCAUGUUUUUGUUCCAUUUUCAGACAUUUUAAGUUAAACGCUGGGUUGUUUCAGGCAGAAUAUUUAUCAAUGACAGGAAUUCUAAGUUGCACCGUGAAAAGAACACGCUAGCCAAUAAGUGACAUGAUUUGUAAAACAUAUGGAUAGUGCUGUUAUUAAAGAGAAAUCAUUU
Molecule: messenger RNA, 1770 nt
Organism: Etheostoma spectabile (orangethroat darter)
Lineage: Eukaryota; Metazoa; Chordata; Actinopteri; Perciformes; Percidae
Gene: zpr1
Product: ZPR1 zinc finger
Exons: 1
Coding region: 165-1526 (453 amino acids)
Cellular component (GO): nucleus
Molecular function (GO): zinc ion binding
Source: RefSeq, a predicted model, not a curated record